ACACAUAUAGUUAUUUGCGUAGUAUAGAAUAUCAUUCAUUAUUAUUUUGUUUUACCAAAUAUGCAUAGUAAUGGAACAGAAAAUACUGUUUUUACCUAAUUCAUACAUAAUUAAUUAUUUUUUUGCACAAGGUCAUAAAACUUGUCUUUUCAGAUGAAAGAAUGUUUUCGAUUUAGGUAUUUAUUUUUCAAUUUCUCUAACAUAUUUCUAUUCAUUGAAUUCUUAGAUUAGAUGUUAUUACUGAAUUUUUGAUUGGCUGUGAGUUCUGUCACUUAGUUUACAAACGCGGCGCUGAGGUUCUUCCUCUGUCAUUUUUAACGUCAAUGACGUUUGUCAAAUUGCAGCCUCAUAAUAAAAAUACACUUUAACGUUUAAAAAAAUAAAUUUUUGGUGCUUGCAUUGAAAUGAAAUGUCGUUCCGUGGAAGAGUUCUAGGAUUUGUGGAAGUUAUUUUAAGAGUGCCACCAUUAUUUGUUAUAGAUGAAAUACUAAAAAUUGGACUUUUUGGUAUAACAGAGUUGUCACAACAUGACUUAUCAAAUAUCGAGGAAAAAUAUGCUAAAAUUGAAAAGGAAUUUAGUAAUGUUACAACGAAUAGUGACCCUUAUGAUCCUUUGGUGUACAGGUUUAUUAUAAUGACCGUAAUUAGAUUGGUAAUCAGCACAUUAGGUUGCAUAAUAGCAAUAUGUAUGUUUAUUCUAAGUACGAAACACCUGAUGGUAGUCUACAUGUACCUUAUAUCAGUCGGCCUAGUCAUCAUCUCCUACUGGACGAACGUCAACACCGUUAAUUCAGCUUUGGAUAUUGAAACCUUCGGAAACGGCACUCUCAACAUAAUCAACGUUCUGUCACUUAACCUCGAACAGUUGCUGCAACACAAAGUUUAUUUAUUUAACGUAGUUCAAAAUUAUUUCUUCCAAUUCCUACUAGCAAUCAUUUUUACCAACAUACACUUGGGGCCUCGAAAUCCAUGGCUGCAAAAAAUCCUACCGGUAGCCUUUCUGAUUCCUUCUGUAUUAGUUGUAUUGCCCACGCCUCCAUUCCUUUUAAACCACAUACCUUUCAUAGCGGCCCUAAUACCGUUAGCACUAGUUAAAUUCGUUUUAUGUACCUCUAUUAUACAAAUAAUUCAAUCAAUUUACACAGGCUACCUGCAAGCUAAAAUUUUCGUUGCUAAUUUUGGAAUGUCUGCUCUGGUGGAAUCUGAAUGGUUGAGGUUAAACGUGCCAGAAGUUUUGAGAACUUUUUGGAUGCUCAGAGUUUUGGAGCACACUGGGAUAUUUUUCUUAUCAGGUUACUGGGAAAUUGAAGAUGAAAACUCCCCUUACUUCAGAUUGAUGAAAUACCUUAUGGUAACAGGUUGUGACACUCUCACCGCAGUUCUAGGUAUCACUAGUAUUGUGUCAUACAUAUGUAAUUACAUUGGAAAAUUCUUUCAAUGGAUUCUUCUCACGGACGAUGAGAAUGAUAAAAAUUUUGGAACGGUAUCUGCUAUAGUCUUUUAUAUAUUAGCAUUGCAAACUGGUUUGACUGGUUUAGAACCCGAAAUACGUUUUGUGAGGUUAUGCAGAAACUUUUGUUUGCUAUUUACAGCUCUCUUACAUUUCACUCACAACGUAGUAAAUCCUUUGUUGAUGAGUUUAAGCGCUUCUCAUAACCCUUCCCUGAAGAAGCACCUGCAUGCUCUAUUGGUAUGUGGAGUAUUGGUCAUGUUACCUAUUAUACUGAUGUACUUUUUGUGGAAAACCCAAGAACCGUCUACGUGGUUGUUGGCGGUAACAGCUUUUAGCAUAGAAGUCAUAGUCAAGGUUUUUGUAUCCCUAGCGAUCUACUCUUUAUUCCUACUUGAUGCCAGAAGAGAAACCUUCUGGGAAAAAUUAGAUGACUAUAUUUAUUAUAUAAGAGCCUUCGGAAAUACUGUUGAGUUUUGUUUUGGCAUAUUUUUAUUCUUUAAUGGUGCUUGGAUAUUGAUGUUUGAAAGCGGUAGCGCAAUAAGAGCUGCCAUGAUGUGUAUACAUGCUUAUUUCAAUAUUUGGUGCGAUGCUAAAUCUGGUUGGUCCGUAUUUAUGAAGCGUAGAACCGCUGUAAACAAAAUAGAAUCUCUUCCCGAGGCCAACAAAGAACAGUUAAGGUUAUUAGAUGACGUAUGUGCUAUAUGCUAUCAGGAGAUGCAAAGCGCUAAAAUUACCAAAUGUAGACACUUUUUCCAUGGUGUUUGCUUAAGGAAGUGGUUGUACGUUCAAGAUAGAUGUCCCCUUUGUCACGAAAUUCUUCACGGUAUAGAAACCGACGAGAGAAAAGAAAACAAUCAACAAGAGGCUGCUGCUAUCGUAGCCGACGAUCAUAAUUAUGAUAGGUGAUAGGUUAACAAAUUGUGAUAUAGGUUUAAAAAAAUUUUAUUACAAACGAGCUUGGAGUAAUGAUGACUAAGUGAAUACUAUCAUCUACGAUUUUAUUGGCUGUAAAUGGACUUUGAGAAAAAGAUAUGUAUAAAAAAGACAAACAAGUAAAUAUACGUGUAAAGAAAUAUGAGGUUUCAAUGUAGGUAUAUCUUGGCACGGAAAAAAAAGAUUUAUUAAUGAAAAAUUAGUAGUAGUGAUAGUUAUAAUAAUAUGAAUGAAUUAUUCGAGAAUUCUUAAACAUUUAGCUUUUGGAAUUUUGAAAACUGAAAAAUUUAACUCCUUAUUGUACUUGAAAAUAUUCUGUUACUGAGUUGAAAAACUAUAUCAAAUCCUUAUGUACUUGGCAGAAAGUUAAGACCCUACUAAUUACAUUUCUUCUAAUAUCAAUUGCAGGUUAUAAAAACCCUUGCCGGCAAUUGUUUGAUCUGCCAUAGGCGUAGAUAACUCAUUUUAUAAAUUUAGUAUUCGUUAAAAGACAAUCCAAUCAUUAGUUAGACAGAUGCAUUUAAUUGUAGUUCUACUUAGAACUUGGAAAAAAAAUCAUUAUUAUACCUCGAGACUUGCUACCACUGAAUAUUAAAUUAUAAAACUUAAAUAAACGACUAAAAUGUACCUGUCUGUAAGGGCGUUUGGUUUAAACAGAGCACCAGACGCGAACUGAGCCCUUUUUGUACCCCAUUCGUUUUUUUUUUCUGGAAAACGAAAUUUCAAAGCAAAAACUAUAAAGGAAAAUAAAUUCUUUACAAAUAAAACAAAAUAAAAAAAAUUCAAUUCCAAAGUGUAUUUAUAUAUAAUAAUGGUAGCCAGAAUCGACUCGACUAGUCAUAAUUUGAUUGAAUUAUGAAGGGUUGAAAAGAGGGUUAUAUCACAUACUCAUCUUCUUCUUUGAUAACAUGUUCCGCACAGUUCAAAGCUCUUGGCGGUCUGCUGCUAGAACUUUCUCUAGGAGCUCUACAACCUCUUCACUCAAUCCUGUCUAUUCUCACUACACUACACUCAUAUUUCUAUUUAUUUGAAAAAAUUUAUGAACUAAAUGAAUCUCACCAAGUGACGCCAAUGCUUAUCGCAGUUUGCCUGGCAGGAAUAUUUCGAAGAAAUGUUGUACGACAGCUAUGGCCAAUAGAAAUGCAAUUAUGUUUACGAUUCGAUGUUUUCAUUGGUAAACAGUGAUGAUGAGUCCACGUGGACUGACGGUUUGUUAAAUGUUUACCGAAGUAAACAUUAUUUUUCAUUUCUUAAUUUGGUAUGAGUGCCGUGCGUAUUUAUGAAUUAUUGGUUUCUCGCAUAAUUGUCUUCUGCAAUUGAUAUUGGAAGAACUAUACCACUAUAAGACUCAGUGCAACGUAUAUUUUGAAAUAUGUUUAUCUAAUUUUAAAAAAUUGCUACUUAUAUUAAAAAAUCUUUUUUUGUGUGUGAAAAAAAUGGAAUUUAUUAUUUGUCAAAUUAUUUCAUAAUUAAUAUAUUUGGAUUAAAUAAUUAUUCUACUGUAUGUAAUUUGAAUUUAUAACUUAAGACUUGGCAACAUUGAUAUUCAUUUCACCAAUAAUAAUAAAGUACAGUUUGUUAUAUACAUAGAAUUAACAACAAUAGGAGGCUAGUAGAUAUACAAGGGUAUGUUGAAUAACUACAAAUGUCAAUAGAAAAGCAUUAUACUCUAUUUAACAUUUAAAAAUAUUUAUUUUGUCAGUAAUAUGGAGGUUAUAGAGAAGGGGAACAAUCUAUAUACACGAAAAGUAUCCGUCUAAAUGUGGCGCCACAUUAACUACUGGAUAAGUUUUAGAGCAAGCGCCAAAUAUUGGACAACUUUCCACAUUUUUGUACAACACAAGUUGUUGAAAUGUUCAGUAAUAAACUAUGAUAUUAAAUUUUUUAACUCGCAUAUUUCAAUUACUCUACAAUUUUUACAUUCAUACCAGCAAAGUUUUUGAACUGUUCUUUAUUGUAUACAGCUGGAAACUAUUUCAACUUAUCUCCCAUAAGAGAUAAUUCUCCUUCUCUUUACCAUCCACAGUCAGUAUCAUGAAUUAAUAAUUUGCUGAAAUGGAACAAUCAUUGCAAUGUAUUUAAUAAUAGUAUUCAAUAUCUCUACCUAAAAGGAAACGUAUCUAAAGCAAUUGGACAUAGUUCUGAUAUUCGAUGAGUAUUUAUAAAAAGUUUUUUCUUUCAAUAUUAAAAUUCGAUUUUGAACAAGUAAAAAACCACUAUAGAGGUAUAAUAUUUUCCAAAACCUACAAGAGUGUCUUUACCAUUGAAACCUAUAUAAAAUUCGAUAAAACCCAAAAGUCGUAAAUUUAUAAUCAUUUGUUGGGUGGUAUUGUACAGGGUCGCACUAUUGUAUCAUAUUACCUGGCAUUUUCCUUAUAGUUUGAAGAAAAAUACCAAUUUGGUAAAUUUAAUGAUUUUAAAACAGGAAAUUUUUGGUUUACAUUCUUGAGUUUGAAAUUUGAAUAUGUCUGGACUCUUGAAUUUUAAUCUUAAAUCUUACAAAUCAAUAAAAUAAGUUUUUUUAGUGGUUCUAAACUAUCUAUAUUUGUGCACAUAUAUAUACGUGAGUUCUCAAUUUUUUUCACAUAUUGAAUACAGUUUCUCCAGUUUUCAGCGGUUACAUUUUUAACUUCCAUCUUUGUCUACUCGAUCACAGUACUGUUUAAAGUAGAUGUAUUAUUGUGAACACGAACAUAAGACUUUAUGCCGUAUCAACUCAAUCGGAUUAAACAUACAAUAAUAUAGUGGAGGCCGAAUUACUUCGCGAAAUGCUUUUUUUAAAAUUUUGCCACAAACGUUUUUCUUCGAAAACUUAUAACUUUUUACAGUAUGUAACAAUUGUUGAACAUUAUAACUUUCCUAGAAAUAUAUGUGACAUUCGCACAAAGAAUCUUCUAUUUCAUUUUUCCUAUUAAUGGAACCUGGUAUCUUAUUCUUUGACGACUGAUAGGUUGCAUUAUCCAUCAUAAUACCGUUAUUCGGUGGUAUAUUCGGCAUUAAUUUAUUUGAAACCAAUACUCAAAACUACUACGGUUGUAUCGUAAUGAUAAUCUUGGAUGGAAUCCGAAAUAUUCUUGGCUGAUAUAAACAGACAUUCUGAUAUCCAUCCUCCUUCUGACCCCGCAUCUAGAAUAGUUAUUAUUUUACCUUUAUUAGACGUAGCGUCACAUUUUUUUGAACCAUUAAUUCUGUACCUUGAAACAAAAAGGGCCAAUGUCUAUUUUCGUCAAAUGACAGGACCCAAUUUAAAUUUGAGGAAUUGGCCAUUUUUGCAUUUCCAGUAAAUAACUUUGGCCGUGACAAAAUAUUUUAGUUUCAAUGAUCUAAUAAUAAGAGGACUUUGGUCCUUUUAACAAUUACUAUAUGUCGCAUCCUGAAUUCAAUUGUGCAUUUAACUCAAAUUUUGAAAUUUUGGACAUUGGCCCUUUUUUUCCAAGGUACAGAAUUCAUCUUUCACUGGGUGUCGUACCAAGUCCCAUCUAGGUAGAUUAUCGUUUGGUUUUCCGAUCUAGCUAUACAGAGUGAGUUUUAUGUAUGGAACGCCUCAAUUAUCUCGGUAACGGCUUCUACAAUGUUUAUAAAUUUUUGUGUACAAGGGUCUUGUGAUUAGGCCGGUAUUAUAGUGGUAUAUACAUCGUUGUCAGAUCUUUCCUUUUUCCGGAAAAAUAAUGAACUUUGUUUCAUUUCAAAUCGAUUAUCCUAUAUAUUUUGUGUUUUUAGAACUCCUUAAGAAGUACUAAUUAUUUUUCAUGUAAUAUUUUCUAUAACUAAAUGCCAUAAUUUCGUAGUUAUAGCAACAUUUACAGUAUAUUCACAAAAGUUACAAUAAAUAUUGUACAUUUAGAUGGCUACGAUUGAAUAAACUCGUUGAAAUUAAAUAUUUUUUAAUAAUUUAUAUGAUAAUACAAAUCUUGUACAAAGGUCUAGUGUCAGUAAAUUAGUAAAAAGUUUAACGAAACUGGUGUAUUAAAAUAUUUAUUCAAAUCAUGGCGCAGAAAACCUACACCAACUGAAGACAAAUCUUGAAAUGUUGACCAUCUACUUCAAUACAACAAGCCCUGCGAUUUUUGAAACUUUCCAACAAAUUUUACAACAUCCCUGACUGAUUAAUUCUUCUUAUCUCUGUGGUAAUCCUAUCUUUUAAUUCCUGAAUAUUGGCAGGUUUUGUUUUAUAAACGAUAUUUUUUAAGUGACCCCACGUAAAAUAGUCUAAAGGAUUCAUGUCGGGUGAUCGCGGGGGUCAUUCGAUAAAACCACGCCUCCCAAUCCAUCUUCUGAGAAACACAUUAUUUGGGUAGAUAAUGCCUCGCCACACACGCAUAGUGAAGUGGGGCACCAUCUCGUUGUAGCCAAAUAUUGUCGUUUGGGAGAUUGUUAUUGUCUGAAAAUAUCUAAUAAUGAAGUUUUUUUUAUAUGUAAUUGAAAAUACUUACUUGGAUUUGAAAAUAUCCGAGACAACUCAGGAAUAAUACUAUUUUCCAAUAAAUCUAAAUACGUCGGACCAUUUGAGUUACCCUCAAUGAAAAAGGGACCAAUUAUUUUGCGCCUAUUAUUCCAGCCCAUUCAUUCACUUUUUCGGGAUAUUGGGAGUGGGAUUCACGCAUCCAGCGAGAAUUGUUACGUGGCCAGUAUCUACAAUCUACAACGUUUCCAUUAAUACCAAAAAUGGCCUCAUCGCAAUACAUGACAUAAUUUAAAAAAUUUGGAUCGUUUUGAUUGUAACAUUUUUCCAUCAUUAGGUCUGCAAACUCUUCACGUCUAUCAAAAUCGUCAUCUGAUAAGUCUUGAACCAACGUUACUUUGUAUGGAUGGAAUUUAUUAUCACGUAAAAUUUUCAUUACGGAUGUUUGCGAAAUAUCAAGUUCCCUGGAUAUUUGUCUAGUACUCAAGUGUGGAUCGUCUUUCAACAGAACACAAACAUUUAAAGUUUUGUUUUCAGUUGAUGCAGUUUUUGUGCACCCUAAUUUGGAUAAAUCUUUUACUGAACCAGUUUCGUUAAAAUUUUUUACUAAUUUACUGACAGUAGAUCUCGUUAUCUUUGGUACACCAUUGUCUUUACUUGUUUUUUAAGAGCUAUCGGAUUAUUCAAAAUUUUCCAAAUUGAGCUAUCGGGGAUGCUUGUUAAAGCUAAAGUCUGUUUUAAUGAAAAUUAUUUCUUGUGGCCUCGCUCUACUAACUCUUAAGUAAGUAAGUUGGACUUAAAAUUUUUAAAGCUUCACAUACAAUUUUUAACUGAAAAUAAAAGUUCGUUUUCGUCUUCCAACUAAUUACUAAGGAAAUCGAGAAGAAUUUUUUCUAUUGUAGUAUGUAGGUUUAUUAAUUUGGAUGGACUUCUCAUGAAGAGCAAAAAUAUCUUAAAAAUUUCUUUUAUCGCUAAAAAUAUCAAAUUUAUCUUUAUCAUUUGGCCACUGAAUCGGUUUAGCAGCCAAGAUAGAUACAAAUUUUUUCACCUAUACAAAACUUUUUUAGGUAUUUAUUUGCCCUUAGAAUUUCCUAGUAACAAUUCACGUGUAUAAUUGUUUCCAGUUUCACUGGACCAUUCACUUUCAUAUUCACAACCAACUAAAGACAAUUUCAAUCUUAAUAAUUUGUAACAACCUGAUAAAGCACGAAACACGAUCUAAAAUAUAUAUUGACAUGCGCGAAUCCAAAUGUUCCAAAAUUUAUUCAAAAUAUUUGUUCACGUCUCUACAACAAGUUUAAUUUUUUGCUGGAACGUGAAAUUUGUGUUCACUACUUGGACUUGAUACUGUUGGAACGCGAUUUUCAUUUCGCGUAGGAUCAAAUAGUUACAGUCUGCUGGAACAAAGCUAGUAUUUCUUUAAGUUCUGAGAAAACAAGAUAAGUAUAUUUGAAGAAAAAAAAAAGCAUUUAUAUACAAUAAUUUUUGAAAAACAUAACAACCAAAUACUAUAAUAUUAUCUUAAGUAGUUUAUAGUUACGUUGAAGGAUAAUAUUGUAAAACUUACCCCAAUCAGGGAUACAGGGUGGAAAAUGAACUAUAUCUUCAAGAUCAAUGAGUUUUUAAUCAGACUCUAAAUAACAUAUUAACUACCCUGACGUUUUAACCUGUAUAAAAAUUUACGGUCAAGUUCAUCACGUAUUACAUAGCUACAACUAUAUUAACUAUCAACAAUAUACAUUAAUACUCCAUCAUAUAUGACUAAUAACCAUCUAUAUAUUUUCUUCCAUGGUCUCUUUUCUGUUUAUAUAAAAUUGAUAGUAAACAAUUCGCUCUUUGUUUAAUUAUACACCUUGUUUGUAUAUGUGACUUCCUAAAUGUACAAUAACUAAUUAUUGAUUGUUUUAUACUAUUACGAACGUAAUUUUGGCUUUUAUCAACCUGGUCCUCGCGUUCAGUUCAACUUGGUUGAUAUUAAUCUAUGGCCUUCGAGGUUAAUAACCACCACUGUACUUUAGAGCCAAAUUAUGUCAAAUUGUGCAAAAUUUCAAUCAGAACCUUCAAAAUUCAUGCAUAUACUAAAAGACAAAUAAGGAUUUGUAGUGUCAAAAAUUUCUCUAGGCUUUGUGUCACUUUCUAUAAGUAGUAAAAGUUAAUAUUAAACUUGAUAUUGAAUUUUUUUUCUUUCUCAACUAUAAUUUUUUGAUAUCUCUGAAACUACUGCUAUAUUAACUUCCUUCCUAGAGGAUACAGUCAAAAUUUAAUACAUAAAAGAUUUCUUCUUUAAUUGAAAUGUUUUGGCCAUAUAUACAAUUGUUUUAGUUCGUAAAUUACAAACACUGACACUUUUUUUGUCUUAUGUCUUAUAUGAUGGAAAACUUAAUUAGGAAUAUUUAAUCAACACAAUUACUACAAAUAUAUUCCUUUGCUUUAAAGUGACUAAAUUUACUCGUUAAUAGGAUCUUAUAAAUUACUUAAUUCAAUCAACUUACCUGUGAAACAUUAACAUCAGUUUUUUGGUCAUUAUAGAUGCAUAUAAAACGGCGUUUGAUUCUGGCAUUUUUCGCAAAUUUCUGGUUCACAAGCGAUAACCAAUAUAAUAUAUUAACGCAAAGGAAUAACUCAACCGACACCGAAUUUAUUUUUUGUUUAUUUUAUAAGUUCUUGAAAUGAAAAUCGCAAAAAUUCCAAAUUUUUAACUACGUUAGAAAACUAUUACCAUGGAUUUUUUGAGCUGUUAUAAUACAGUUUUUAUUUGUUAAUUAUCUAUAAAUAAAACAUUUUUCUAUAUAUAAGAAUAAACUGAAUAAACUUUUUAAAGUUAAGCUCUUACAUUAUCCUAUAAUCACGUUAAAAAUUAAAAGCAUAAUAAACUUAAUUACUAUAAAAUAUUAAAAUCAGUUAAAUAUGAAUCUUAUUUAUAUUAAAAUGAUCCUGGCAACAAAAAUAAUUACGUUUCGCAGGAUCGUCAAAACGACCAAUACUUUCAAUGUUUAUUUUUAACCUAUGACGACCUUAUUGAAAUGUUCAAACUACCUACAAAAUUUUUGAAUUUUCUAUAAUUUUUUCUCUAUAAGUAUUGAUCAAAGAAUUUUAAAAAAUAUAAUAAAAGUUGUUUAUAAACUAUCCAAUACUAUAUGACAAAUAAAUAAUUUUUUGGGUGUAAAACUGGCACAAAUUUAAAUUUCUUCAAAGAAGUAUAAUGAAAUGAAUUUUAAAUUUGACAAGUAGUUUGACCUAAAACUUUGGAAGUAUGGCUAACGAUACUGAAUAUACUGUUUGCGCCAACACUAACAAUUAUACUGUCUGACGUGCGUUUCGAUAACCAAGUUAUCGUCUUCAGAGACUGGAGAUAAACUUUAACGAUGUUGCCGAAUUUAAGGUAUAAAAUAUAAACAAUCUAGGAUAAAAUUUUAUAUUCAAAAAAAUAUUAGGGAAAUAUUGUUAAUCAAAAUUUAUUUAGAAUACAUGAUUUUUAUUAGUGUUACAUAAAUUGAACUUCACUUCAAUUUUGUUAUUGCAUGUAGAAUCCUUUUAAACACAAGAAAUAUUUGAUCCGGCAAUUUAGUUGAACAAAAGAAUACAUAUUAUACAAGAGCCCGGGUACACGCACCGUCAAUUUUUUUUGCUUUUUUAGUAAGGGCUUUUUAACUACUAGCAUUCUAAUAAAGUUAAUUCUAUGCUCAAUUUUAAAAUUCAAAUAGAAAACAAUAAUUGAUUAUGAUUAGUCGAAAUUUGAAACUUGAAAAUGCUUUAUUCUAAUAAACUACCAAUGUGCUUUGUUGCCAAGCUAAAUAUAUUUCGGAGAUGAUUGGAAAUAAAUAUAUCAUUGUUAUGAAAAGUUCGUUAUUAUUUAUUAUUCAAAAUUGAUAAUUCAGUCUAAUUGUCAACUAUGAAUUUCUUUAAUAAACUUCUGAAAAUAUCAAUUUAUUAUGGAACUAUUGAAAAUAAUGAAUACUUAACCAAUUAAUCCUAAUAUUAUUUUUUUUAACACGUUGGACCCCAACCAAAAUUGA
Messenger RNA from Diorhabda sublineata, 10804 nucleotides. It is a transcript of the gene Trc8, whose product is annotated as protein TRC8 homolog. Lineage: Eukaryota; Metazoa; Arthropoda; Insecta; Coleoptera; Chrysomelidae. The record is from RefSeq and is a predicted model, not a curated record. Gene Ontology annotation, biological process: ERAD pathway. The transcript is spliced from 2 exons. Bases 410 to 2359 code for a protein of 649 amino acids. Gene Ontology annotation, cellular component: endomembrane system; endoplasmic reticulum. Gene Ontology annotation, molecular function: ubiquitin protein ligase activity.